AUGCAUGCGUCCUAUACGUACGGCAAGUUUAGACGGGAAUUCGGUAAAUGUUGCCGGUUCAGCAAAUGGGGCCCAAAAGUGUUGGUGGACAUAAAGCCAGAGCCCGAGUUGGAUGAACAAUGGUUACAAAAAAAUCCGGUUAACAAGGAAACUAAUUUAGGGAUUGAGUGGUCCGAGCAUGAUGUAAGUUCAAUUGAUUAUUUCCGUUUUUUCAAAUUGUAUGUUAAUGUAUAACUGUAUAACCUUUAUAGGCAAAUACAUUGCGCGUGGAGUACGCCCAACAUGGUAUUUGUCACGCGGAAGGUGGUUGGCCAAAAGAUAUGAGUCUGGACGAUCCGGAACAAGUGGUGAGGUUCCGGAAAAAGGCGGAAAAAGAAGAAUCGUAUUUACAAUCUGUUAUGCAAAUGUCAAGCGUGAGUGUCAACAAAUUUCUCUAAAAUACAAUACAAUAGGUGUAAAUAUAGAUUUUUCAAAACUUUACCUACGUUUUUAACGUACCUACAAUUAUUUUGAAUUCUAUCUCUUGUCGCAUUUCUCAUAUUUGAUAAUUAAUAGGGCGGUUAUUUCAAUCGGAUACUAGGUUUUUGUUUGUAGACUUAAAACAAGUUCAAAUAGUUGUGAAAUAAUGAUUUAUUUGUAGAUUCUGAGCGGAGCGAGGAAUAUAUUGGUUUUACUAUGAUGGUUCAUGAGGUUCAUUAUGAGUCGUACUUUGUGGUAAAAUCAAUUUUUGAAUGUAAAAUAGAAUUUUAGUAUCAAAUUUUAACGAAAAUCGUAAAAAUUUUAAAUAAUGAAGUCGUUACGCCGUAAUUUGAAAAAAAAAAUGUAAUUUUUCGUUUUUUUUUUUUUUUUUGUACUUUCCCAAUUAUUUUGAAAAUACUUAAGAAAUUAAAAAACUACUUUCUUUGUCAGUGGAUGAAUAUAUUAAAAUUAAUACAUUCGAUAUCUUGACGUUUUUCGAUUGGAACAAUAUUUAUGGUAGAUACGUGUACAUCGUGUAUAUAAAUUAAAAAUAAUAUAAAUCCGUUACGCCGCGCCUUAAAUACUUACCGAUUUUCCUAUAAUUUUCUUUCGGAUUUUUCCCAAUUAUUUUGAAAAUUCCUUAGAAAAUCAAAAAAUGACAUCCUCAACGCACUAAUUAGAGGAAAUUUUCUUUCAGAAAAGGUGCUACACUUGAUACUUCGGAGCAAUGUUUUUCGGCGGAAAAGUUGUUCAUGGACAGAAAAAAUACAAAAUACAAAAAAAAAUUAAAACACUCAUAAUAAUAAAACCAAUAAAUCCCUCGCUAUGCUCCAAAUUUCAAAUCUUUCCAAACAUUGGUACCUACGUAAUUGUACGGUACAAUAUUAUUAUAAUAUUAUAGUAUAGUUGAAUAAAUAGUGCAAAUAUGUAAUACAUGAUUAUUAACUUAUUAUUAGUCCAUACUAAAUAGUUUAUAAUAUUAUUUUUUAUAUUCGAUAAGACUAAUAUAGAAAGGACUAAAACCAUUAUUUUAAAAGAAACGCGUUUCUUUCUAACACCGUCUUUUCGUAGCAAUAAAAUGCAUUCUAGUGUCAAAAGUAGUUCAUUAUCGUUUAUUAUUGAAAAGUAUGUGAGAUAUUCUUACUAUCAUUCGCUUGAAAAUUAAAAAUAUAUUCACAUAAUAUAAAAAGUAACAUUAUAUUAUUAUACACACGAUAUAUUAUCUCAUAUUACGUUCCUAUUUUACAGACCUCUGAACAUUUCAUUAACCAAAAUAACAGCAUAGACAUUUAUGGAAAGUACUUUAUGGACCCGAAAUGCCAACAAAUGCAAACGCUGGCACCGUCUUUUAGGACGGUGGCUGUAAUGUCGGAUCCCCGGGAACCGAUCAGACCGGUACAACAAAUAUCCUGGUCACCGGACCAGGGUACGUUGAUAGCCGUCAGUUAUGCCGACAUGCGUUUCCAGAUGGCUGAACCGGACAUUAGUCCCGACUCUUUUGUUUUCGACUUGGGUAAGCGGUCAAGUUGUUUUUUUUUUUUUUGAACAUAGGAUUCGUAAGUAAGUAUAAAAAUAUGUUAAACCGAUGGUUACGUCGACGGCUAUAUUUACAGAGGACUCUACCGCCCCUUACUUUACUAUCGAGUCACCGCACCCGGUCGUCACUCUUGACUUCAAUCACAGGGACGCGCAGUGUCUGUAUGGCGGACUCAUGAGUGGUCAGGUGGCAUUUUGGGAUAUGCGUAAAGGUUCGGCCAACGCUGCCAUUAGCAACAUAAGGCAUAGCCACCGGGACCCCGUCAGAAGUCUCUAUUGGAUUCAUUCAAAGUCUAGCACGGAGUUUUACUCCGGUUCCAGCGACGGUCAGGUAGCCAUCCAAGUCAUUUAAAUUAAAAUAUAAUUACGCUUAUUCUCGUAUUGAUCUAGCCAACUUAAAUAUAUUAAUGUAUAAAUAUUGCGCCGUGCUUGUUCGCAAGGUCAUGUGGUGGGAUGCCCGGAAACUCUCAGAGCCCCUUGAAGUAUUAGUGUUGGACUUGUCAAAAAACGAAAACGAAGACGAACCGGAAUGGACGAGGUGGGCCCGGUGCCAUGGGGUUACAUGUAUGGACUAUGACCCUUCAAUGCCAAUACGGUUCAUGGUACGUACGGUUAUGAUAGAUUUUAAGCAAAUAUAAAUGAUACAAUAAAAAAAUAUCAACCUAGUUUCGGUAUAAGGCCUAUUUUCAAGCGCAAUAAUAAUGAGAAAAAAAAUUUAAAAAAUAAUUAUCCAUGUUAGUUUUAUUGUUUAUAUAUGUUAACAACAAGCUAACUACUAUUGUAAUCCAAUGAUCAAAUAAUUAAUACGAUUAUUGUUGUUUUUAUUUAUAUACUAAAUUACCAAAUUCACUUUAAUACUAGGUAGUAUUAGUUUUAAUACAUUUGGGAUACCCUGAUUGUUAAAUAAACCUUAUGAAAGGCGUCUUUUGGCGAUACAGUUUUCCGUAAACAGUUUGUUGCAUAGUUUACUGGAGUUUGCUAAUUGGUUUCAAUAUUGCCAAAACGCUUUUUUUACCAAAGCAUAACCAAUAUCCAAAGACAGUAAACGUAAUUUUUAAUUGUUUGCUUUUUUCGGUAACCUGGUUGUCUAAAUGUGCAUUUAGUAACAAAAAAUUAUAUUAUACAAUAUUAGCAAUUAGAUUUUUCACUUAACUCUAAAUAACCAUAUUGAUCAAAACUACAUCGUUAAACCACUCCUAUUGUUAUUCAAUUAAAUUAAAUAGGUUUAAUUUUGGGUAUCUGCCAGUUUAUGUUAAAUAAAAGCUAAGGAAAAAGGAACAAAAAAAUGUUCACUAGGCACUACAUAAGAAAUUAAAAUUUGAAUAAACUUUUUUAAAACUAACUCAAGUAUCAUUGUUAUAAAUUUGUAUUUCUUAUUCGUUCAAUAUUUUAGAUAGGGACAGAAACCGGAUUGGUAUUUAACGGCAACCGCAAAGGGAAAACUGUUUUUGAAAAAAUAGCGGCCACUUAUAACUGUCACUACGGCCCAGUAUAUUCGGCCCAGCGAAAUCCGGCGUUUUUAAAAAACUUUUUGACCAUUGGAGAUUGGCAAGUGAGAAUAUGGUCCGAAGAUAUAAAAGAAUCCCCUAUAAUGUGGACCAAGUAUGCGUUAGAUGAAUGUAAAGAUAUAACCGUUUUACUUGUGUUGUCUUUUGGUUUGGUUUUUAGACAUCAUGACGUGAGACUUACUGACGGUGCGUGGAGCGAGUCAAAACCGUCAGUUUUUUACUCGACCCGAUCGGACGGCUGCUUAGACUGUUGGGACGUUUUACAAAAACAGAAAGAUCCGAUACUCACUAUUAAGGUGUAAAAAAAAAAUUAGAAAAAUAAUACACGAUCCUAAUAUUGCUGUAUUUUAUUUUUUUUUUAUCAGGUAGCAGACAAAGGGUUAAAUUGUAUUCGCUGUCACGAAGGUGGAGCGCUGUUAGCCGUCGGUGACGACUGCGGUAAAACGUAUGUCAUCAAAAUGAAUGAUUGGUUUGUAACUCCUGGAAAAAAUGACAAGGCAUUAUUGACGGCCGUACGUCCCAUAUACGAAAUAGUAGUUUAACAUGUAAUUUUUAACGGGCAUGUUACUGAUGUCGAUGUGAUUUUUUUUGCAAUUUGUCGAGGCAGAUGUUCGACAGGGAAACGAGACGCGAAAAAAUUAUCGAGGCCAAACUGCGAGAAUUGAAAUUAAAAACGAAAACGUCAGUCAAACAGGACAACAACGCCACUAAAGACAAACACGCUCAAAUAGCUGAGGCUGAAGCCCGACUUAUACAGGAGGUGGAAAAAGAAUUCAUGGAACUGAUUGAAAUCGCUGUAUGUUUCAAAAAACGAAAUGACCUAAUGAAAAUAUUUAUUUAUUUAUUUAUUCAUUUAAGGCAUAUUUGAAAAAAAAAAACAUAAAUUUGUUUUCAGAACGAUCAACCGAAUGAUAACGAUAAGAAUAUAAACGAAUUAAAUCACCAAGAAGAAGAAGAAGAAGUUACCGGUGUAACUGAAGAUCAAACUAUUGGUCAAUAA
Messenger RNA from Cinara cedri, 4503 nucleotides. The record is from the annotation of a GenBank genome assembly. Lineage: Eukaryota; Metazoa; Arthropoda; Insecta; Hemiptera; Aphididae.